This is a messenger RNA of Dioszegia hungarica, 1176 nucleotides long. RefSeq names its product putative pre-mRNA splicing factor. Gene Ontology annotation, biological process: RNA splicing; generation of catalytic spliceosome for second transesterification step. NCBI's taxonomy places the organism in Eukaryota, Fungi, Basidiomycota, Tremellomycetes, Tremellales, Bulleribasidiaceae. The record is from RefSeq and is a predicted model, not a curated record. The transcript has 5 exons. Bases 1 to 1176 code for a protein of 391 amino acids. Gene Ontology annotation, cellular component: U5 snRNP; U4/U6 x U5 tri-snRNP complex; U2-type post-spliceosomal complex.
AUGAACGCCCUCCUAGCUGAGAUUGAGGCCAAGAAAGCCGCGAUCCAGCUUCCAGCGAACGCCGCUGCUGGUCCCUCCUCCGCCGGGCCCAAGAAGUACAUGCGCCGCGCCGAGGUCGAGGCUGCUAAAGAAGAGGAAGAGAGGGUACGGAAGGAGGCGGCUAGGGAGAAGUUGCGAAAAGAGAAAGAGGAGCGGGCUGCGAAGAAGGGAGGUGCUCCUUCUACUAAGCAAGUAGAGUCAGCUCGGAAUGCCGCCGUCACGCGGAUAGCGGGCUCUCCUACCCCCGGUACCGGUAGCUCGGCGCUCUCGGCUACGGGCACGCCCGAGCCGGACCAGGCCAAGGAUAAAGAAUACCAAAUAACGCCCGCCGAGACGACCCGGCGUCUUCGGGCACGAGGCCACCCCGUCCGCCUAUUUGGCGAAGAUGACAAGGACCGGCGCGCGCGACUUCGGGCUAUAGAGCUCGGCGCGGACGAUAGAGGGACGGGCGUCAAGGCGGACGCGUUCUGGCGGACGUUGAAGGGCGUGGAGGCGGGGCUGUUGGAGAGGGAUGCGGAGCGGGCUGGGGCUGGGAAGAAGCGGAAAGCUGUAGAUGAGGCGGAAGGGGAGGGGGCUGAGAAGGACAAGGAGGCAAAGGGGGAGAAGGAGGUGAAGAGGGGAGACGAUGCGAUUGAUAUGGUCGCGAUCAAGGCGGAUCUGAAUAAGGCUUAUCCGCUGGUGUACUGGGCGUUCAAAAACAUCUAUAAGGAGUGGGAAGAUUGGAUGGAGGCCCGACCGGACGAUAUCAAGCGGACAACAGCGGGCAAGGUGGCGCUCGCGACGCAGGUUCAGUCGGGAGUCAACAUGAAGCCUCUCUUCAAGCAACUCCGGUCACGAGAUAUGCCUCCAGACCUCAUCUACAAGCUAGCCGAGCUAUGCCAUCACGUCCAACAACGGCAAUAUCAGCGUGCAAACGAUGCCUACCUCCGCCUGUCCAUCGGGAACGCUGCGUGGCCUAUUGGAGUAACUUCGGUGGGACUGCACGAGCGAGGCGCGCGCGAAAAGAUCACGGAGGAUGUGGUGGCGCAUGUGCUGAAUGACGAGGUCAGCAGAAAGUGGAUCCAGGCUGUUAAGCGAUUGGUCACUUUCAGCCAGAUGAUUAGGCCCCCGAAGGACGCCGCACAAGCUAUGGGAUAG